Molecule: messenger RNA, 1330 nt
Organism: Xylona heveae TC161
Lineage: Eukaryota; Fungi; Ascomycota; Xylonomycetes; Xylonales; Xylonaceae
Product: putative 60S ribosomal protein L3
Exons: 5
Coding region: 1-1179 (392 amino acids)
Biological process (GO): ribosomal large subunit assembly; translation
Cellular component (GO): ribosome; cytosolic large ribosomal subunit
Molecular function (GO): RNA binding; structural constituent of ribosome
Source: RefSeq, a predicted model, not a curated record
AUGUCUCACCGUAAAUACGAAGCUCCCCGUCACGGCAGUUUGGCGUACCUGCCACGGAAGCGCGCCAGCCGGCACCGAGGCAAGGUCAAGAGCUUCCCCAAGGAUGACCCGAAGAAGCCUGUUCACCUUACCGCUGCGAUGGGUUAUAAGGCCGGUAUGAGUACCAUUGUCCGUGACCUGGACCGCCCUGGUGCGAAGAUGCACAAGAAGGAGAUCGUUGAGGCUGUCACCGUUAUCGAGACACCUCCGAUGAUCGCUGUUGGUCUCGUUGGUUAUAUCGAGACUCCCCGCGGUCUUCGUUCUCUCACCACCGUCUGGGCCGAGCAUUUGAGUGACGAGGUCAAGCGUCGCUUCUACAAGAACUGGUACAAGAGCAAGAAGAAGGCUUUCACUAAGUACGCCAAGAAGCACUCCGAGAACAGCGGCGCUUCGAUCACCAGCGAGCUCGAGCGUAUCAAGAAGUACUGCACUGUUGUCCGUGUCCUUGCCCACACUCAGAUCCGCAAGACUCCCUUGAAGCAGAAGAAGGCCCACCUCAUGGAAAUUCAGGUCAACGGCGGUAGCGUCUCCGACAAGGUUGAAUUCGGUCAAGGGCUCUUUGAAAAGCCCAUUGAAAUCAGCUCUAUCUUCGAAAAGGACGAGAUGAUUGACUGCAUUGCCGUCACUAAGGGUCAUGGUUUCCAGGGUGUUACCAGCAGAUGGGGUACCAAGAAGCUGCCUAGAAAAACACACAAGGGUCUCAGAAAGGUUGCUUGUAUCGGUGCCUGGCACCCAUCCCACGUCCAGUGGACCGUGCCCCGUGCUGGUCAGAUGGGCUACCACCACCGUACCUCGGUCAACCACAAGGUCUACCGCAUUGGCCUUGGCGAGGACGCUGGAAAUGCCUCCACCGACUUCGACGUUUCCAAGAAACAGAUUACCCCCAUGGGUGGCUUCGUCCGCUACGGAGAGGUCAAGAACGAUUAUGUCAUGCUCAAGGGCUGUGUUCCUGGUGUGAAGAAGCGGGUUAUGACUCUGAGAAAGUCGAUGUUCACUCACACCAGCCGUAGGGCCCUCGAGAAGGUUGACCUUAAAUGGAUCGACACUUCAUCGAAGUUUGGUCACGGUGCCUUCCAGACUCCUGCCGAGAAGCACCAGUUCCUCGGCACCCUCAAGAAGGACCUUACGACCACUGCUUAAUUUGUUCUCAUUACGUCCUCUUUUGGAAUGGUUGUCAGUUAAAUUACUCCGUUCCAGUACUCUUUUUAUUCUCAAAAAAAACUACUGUUGUCGUUAAAUAGUCAAUGUCAAAAGAACAGUGAAUUGAGAAUUGUGAAAGAUCGAGAUUUUG